AUGAGCAGCUUGAUACCCAAGAGACCAAAACUUCUUGACACUAGAGCCAAAAAAAAGAACUUUGACUUGUCAUCAGAACAAGAAAAAACUCCUAUUAUAGAAGUAGAAACAGCAAAUACACCAUAUUUACCAAAUAGUAAACCAAGUAAAAACAAUAACCAAGGUGAUGAAAACUGGACCAGUAAUAUAGAACAAGAAGAAAAACCAGUUG
Messenger RNA from Cetraspora pellucida, 211 nucleotides. The record is from the annotation of a GenBank genome assembly. Lineage: Eukaryota; Fungi; Glomeromycota; Glomeromycetes; Diversisporales; Gigasporaceae.